GAGCCAUGGCGGGCCCGCCGCUGCCGCCGCUGCUGCUGCUGCUGCUACUGCUGCUGGCCGCUGCGACCGCAACAGCCGGCAAUGGCGUGGUGGACGUGCUGGAGGCGGCGCUGUUGAGCGCUCUGCCGCGAGGCGUCAACCGCACGGAGGGCAGGUGCCCGGGCGCGGAAGCCUACCACAUCAGCAAGCACGCGCUCAGCAGCGUCCACACCGCAGAGCUCUUCCCGGAAGGCUUCCCCAAGGACUUCUCCAUCCUCAUGACCACACGCCUGCAGCCCGGCAUGGAGCAUGCGGUGCUGUUCACCAUCUACGACGACAUGGGCGACGAGCAGCUGAGUGUGUCGCUGGGCAAGGAUGUGACACUGCUCUACCAGGACGACGGUGCUGACGGCAGUAACAACUCCAUCAGCUUCGGAGUCUCCACUGCCGAUGGAGAGUGGCACCGACUGGGCUUCAGCGUGAAGGGCGACGCGGCGACGCUCAUCACCGACUGCGGCCAGACGGUGACCCGCGAGCUGCGCCGCUCGCUCGACUCCACCAUCAGCAACGACGGCGUUCUCUUCCUGGGACAGCAGUUGCAGGACGAGGAUUUCUACGCGGGGGACGUGGAGCUGCUGGCCAUAGCACCAGUGCCGGACGAGGCGUACGAACUGUGCCGCGACCACUCCGUGGACUGCGAAGAAUCUCGGUACAGCGCUCUGGAGGGCAACGCUGAUGAUGACGGCGACGGCGACAGCGAAGGCGACUCAGACGCGGAAGGGGAGGGGGACGCUGACUUCAACGAUGCUGGCGAGGAUCAGACAACCAUCCCACCCUCGCCCCCAUACUCUGAAGGAUCCGGAGAAGAAAACUGGUCAGGAGUAGACUAUGAUGCACAAACAAGCUACAGUGGCUACGGUACCGUCAUUCCUGUGCGUGGCCCACCAGGGCCGAGGGGAUACAUGGGACCACCUGGGCCCCCAGGACCACCAGGCCCCAAGGGCCAGCCUGGAAGAGAUGGACUAGGAGGAACAAAUGGCAUUCCAGGGCCUCCAGGACAUGUAUUCCUAAUUCCUAUGAACAUUCAAGGUAAUGAAAAGGGUCCAGAUCACCAAGCAGAGCAGUUUCGACAAAUGUUAUCACAACAUAUGAUGGCUAUGAGAGGAUCUGAAGGUCCAAUGGGAUUAACAGGCAUUCCAGGACCUGAAGGUCCUGUUGGUCCAGAAGGACAGAAGGGAGAACCUGGGGACAUUGGAGAACCGGGUCCACGCGGUCUGCGGGGAAUGAUGGGGCUACCAGGGAGAGAGGGAAGAAGAGGAAGGCCAGGCAGGGAUGGAGAACGUGGUAUCACAGGACCAAUGGGCAUGAAGGGUGAACAAGGGAUACAAGGGCAACCAGGUUUACCUGGUGAGAAAGGUGAUCGAGGCUAUCCUGGUAGUCCUGGAGCACCUGGUCUUCCAGGACAUGAUGGAAUGCAGGGUGAAGAAGGACCUAGUGGCUUACCAGGACUGCCUGGUGAACUGGGACCAAGGGGUUUUCCAGGGCCUAGAGGUUUUCCGGGUCUUCCCGGUCCUCCAGGUAUUCCUGGCAGUGAAGGCCCUAUAGGGCCGAAAGGAAAUAAUGGACCACCUGGUCAGCCUGGACCCCCAGGGCAGACUGGUCCUGUUGGUCCAGUAGGACCUCCAGGGCCACAAGGACAACUUGGACCUCCAGGACUGGCUGGACCUCAAGGUAAGCCUGGAAUACCAGGUCUGCCAGGAUCAGAAGGGUCCCCAGGACAUCCAGGAAAUCCAGGCAGCCCAGGGUCAAAGGGGGACACAGGUCCACAAGGACCUCAGGGUCCUGUUGGUUUUCCAGGACCAAGAGGUGUGAAAGGAGAUGAAGGAAAGAGAGGAAGUACGGGAGACAAAGGAGACAAAGGAGAUAGGGGUGCUGAUGGUGAGAAAGGAGACAUGGGGAUGAAAGGAGAAAGAGGAGCCACUGGUCCACAAGGUAUACCUGGACUUGAAGGGCCUGAAGGUCCAAAGGGAUUUGAUGGACCAAGAGGGGAGGCAGGUCCACCUGGUUUCCCAGGGGAGAAGGGCAAGAUAGGUAUGCCAGGAUUUGCAGGUUAUCCUGGACCUCCUGGAGAGAAGGGUGACAAAGGCGCUGAAGGAAAAACAGGGCAACCUGGUGACAAAGGUGACAGGGGAAAUCCUGGCCAGCCUGGGGAGAGAGGAGAAACUGGUCCUAGAGGUUUCCGUGGAUCAAGAGGAAGAAGAGGUGUAGAAGGUAUUCCAGGACCAAAGGGUGACACUGGCCAACCUGGUCCCCCUGGGUCUCCUGGAGAACCUGGACCACAAGGACCAGAUGGAAUGAGAGGAUUUAUUGGACCACAGGGUCCCCCAGGACCAAAUGGCAAGGAUGGUAUCCAAGGACCUCCUGGAGAAAGGGGCCCUCCAGGCGAGCCUGGACCACCAGGGCCAGCAGGUGCACCUGGCGUAGUUGGACCACCAGGCCCAAUGGGAGAGCCUGGACCUAUGGGUGAGCCUGGAAACCCCGGGCACCCUGGAUUGCCAGGUGAGCCAGGACAUCCUGGAGAAGCAGGAAAGGAAGGACCAUCUGGUCCUCCUGGUCCACAGGGAAAGCCUGGUCCUCCAGGUGGCCCAGGACUGCCAGGGUUCCCUGGCGAAAGAGGACUUCCUGGGUUACCGGGUAUGCCUGGCCUUAAAGGUGACACUGGGCCAAUUGGUCCCCCAGGUCCCGCAGGAGACAAAGGUCAACAAGGUGAACCUGGUAAGGAGGGACCACCUGGUCCAGAAGGAAGAAAAGGCCCACAGGGUCCACCAGGAGCAACAGGAGCCAAAGGAGACAGAGGGGAACCAGGGGGGCCUGGCCCUACAGGCAGGGAUGGACUGCCUGGGCAGCGUGGGCUGCCAGGACCUCCAGGACCAAUGGGUCCUCCUGGGGAAGAUGGUGACAAAGGUGAAACAGGACCACCAGGAGAGAAGGGAUUCAAAGGAGCCCGAGGAGAAUCUGGCCCAUCAGGUCCACCAGGUCCUAUGGGCCCACGUGGAGAACCAGGGCCUAUAGGGCCAGCAGGAGAUAAAGGUCCCCCAGGAGAAAUAGGCCGACAGGGUGCUAAAGGAGAAGAUGGCCCACCAGGUGUGGCUGGGCCAGCUGGUCCUCCAGGACCUCAAGGCCUUCCCGGACCCCCAGGAAUCAAAGGAGAGAUGGGAGAUGAUGGAGCCAGAGGACCAGAAGGACCAGCAGGACCUCCAGGAGAGCCAGGGCCUCGAGGCAGCAAGGGUGGGGAUGGAAUGCCAGGACCGCCUGGCCCUGAAGGGCUACAGGGUCUCAAAGGAGAACCCGGCAAUCCAGGACCUCCUGGGCCCCCUGGUAUUGAUGGGAAACAUGGAGAGAGGGGGCCACCAGGACCAAAGGGAGAUGAAGGCAAGGCUGGAGUACAGGGUUCUCCUGGUCCUCGAGGUCCAAUAGGUCCUGAAGGACCAAAGGGCAAUCCUGGACCACCAGGCUUCCCUGGACCUGCAGGUGAGCCAGGAUUGGUUGGGCCAAAGGGUGAUGCUGGGAAAGAUGGAGAAGAUGGCAGACCAGGAUCUCCUGGGCCUCCAGGAGAAGCUGGGCCACCAGGAAAAAUGGGCCCCGUGGGAGCACCUGGAAAGGUGGGCCCUGAAGGUCCUGCAGGUCAACAGGGGAGUACAGGAAGCCCAGGGGAGAAAGGUGACAGAGGAAUUCCUGGCCCUCCUGGACUACAAGGACCUGUGGGACCUCAAGGAAACCCAGGACCUCCAGGACCCCAGGGAGUCAGAGGUUCACCAGGACCUGCUGGUGAUGUAGGUCCACCUGGGAAAUCUGGUGCAGACGGGCAGCCAGGAAAGGUUGGUGAACCAGGUGCCAGAGGACCUAAAGGUGAGAGAGGUCGACGUGGACCAAAAGGACAUCGAGGUGAUAUUGGUUUGGUUGGACACAAAGGUUCACAGGGCGAAAAAGGUGAAAAAGGAGACAAGGGACCAAGAGGACCUCAGGGACCCAAAGGAAAUCCUGGUCCCUCGGGUCCUGCUGGUCAGAAAGGAAGUGAUGGACCUCAAGGACUGCCAGGAAUGGAAGGCCCUCCAGGUCCAAAAGGAUCUGAAGGAGUAGCAGGAAUGAAGGGAGAGCCAGGUCCGGCAGGACCCCCGGGGCCCCCAGGGCCUCCAGGGGAACUGCCACUCUUACCUCCAGAGCUACUGUUCCACCGAGAAGCUGGCAGGGAAAAGAGAGCACUUAAGGAUUUAGAAGACAUGGUUUUGGAAGAAAUGACUGCUGAGCCAAAGGAAGACCUAGGCGGGAAAUUCUUGGACAUGUAUAGCUCAAUAUAUACAAUGAGACAAGACCUGGAUCGCAUAAGAAAGCCUGUUGGUACACGUGAAAACCCAGUACGAACUUGCAAGGAUCUCUUCUAUGGGCAUCCUCAGUUUAAGGAUGGAUGGUACUGGAUUGAUCCCAAUUUAGGAAUGCCCGAUGAUGCCAUAUAUGUGUACUGCAAUAUGACUGGAAGUGGGGAAACCUGUGUUUUUCCUGACAUACAUUCUCGUCAGAUGCCAAAUAUCCAGUGGAGGAAGGAAAGUGAUAAAAAUGAGUGGUAUUCCAAUCUUCGAGGAGGAUUCCGGAUAACUUAUGAGACUGUUGGAGUAGUCCAGAUGACAUUCUUGAGGCUGCUCAGUCAGGAUGCAUAUCAAAACUUCACCUAUACAUGCAUCAAUUCAGCAGCUUGGUAUAGUCUCAAAAGUCAAAAUCAUGACAUGGCUAUCAAACUACUGGGAGAAAAUGAGGUUGUGUAUAGUUUUGAUGGUAUUAAGCCAGACAUCCUUAGUGAUGGUUGCAAGACACGGAAAAGCAAAAGUGAGACUGUAUUUGAAGUAAGAACUAAAAAACUUGAGAAUGUUCCCAUAAUAGAUUUCUAUCCUGUGGACUAUGGUCUACCACAUCAAGCAUUUGGCUUCGAGGUGGGCCCAGUAUGCUUCAUAUGAUGUGAUCAUAGGUGUAUUCCGGAGAUAAUUGACUGAACAUAAUAUCUGAAUGAAUGUUGAAAUAAAUUUAAAUGUAGUGUUCAACUGUAUUGCUUGUGUGAUGUGAAACUUAUCAGAUGCAAUAGAAAUUAUAUUGUGAUGUUUAUAUUACAUUAAAAACAGAUUACAAUAUUGAAACAGAUGAAAGUGUGCCUGAAUUACAAAGUAAACUAUAAGAAAUGAGUAAAUGGGUGAUAUAUUUUAAAGAAGCACCAAAAAGUAAAUCAUUAUAUUUAAUAUUUAAGUUAUUUAUUGAUAUUAGACUUAGAACUGAAUUACCUUGAGAAACUUUUGAAGCGUAUUCAACGCAGCUCAGAGUGUGUGUUUGUAAUGUUUAAACUCAUUGUUGCAUUCCGUAAGUCAUACUUCAAAUGCAAUUUUGCUACUUAGAUACAGUAUUUACUACUCAAUUUGUCAUUUGUGUGAUCACAAUGUAGAGUUAAGGGAGAGUAAAGUUAUAAUGCUCACAUUCAUUAUGACUCGUAUAUCAUAACUUGCAUCAAGUACUACAUCCCAAGUCAGUGUCAGAAUUGUCCAAUUUGGUGUUCUCAUCACAAAGUGAUGCUGAACAUGAGACCUGGAAGUAAUACUUUAAAUUCUCAUCACCACGUUUUAGUUAAAUAAUGAUAAUAUUAAAUAUGUAUCCACAAUACAAUUUUUAAUAUUUGUUAAAUUUCCAUAUGAGGAAUAGCACUGAUAAAGCUGUCAAUAUGCAGAUACCCAGAAGGUACACAGUGAAUAUGCCUCAGUGAGGUUUUCUGUAGAUAUAUCAUGAAAACUCUUUGUAAUCUUUUUUAAGACAGUGACAUUUCUAGACUUCUGCAUCUUGACGCAUUGUGAAUAUAAUGCAUAAUGUUAUAAUACAAUAUACACCUGAUGAAAUUUUUAUGUUCAUAAUGAUACGAUUAUGUAACAUCAUAUUAUGCGUAGAAAGUUAUAGUCUGUUAAGACAUAUUGUACUAAAGCCACAUUAUGUAACAACGGAUUGGUAAUACUAUCCCUAUAACUGGAGUUAUUUAAAAACUGAAUGGAUACUGCAGCCACUAAUGCAAUUACAUCAUAGGUGGAAAAGACAAGUUUCUCCCAUUUUACUGACUAGUAGAAAACUUUUAUUCCAGUUAUAUGUAAUAACGAUCACUGAAUUACUUCAAAUGCACUGCCAUUUUGUUCAAACUAUUUGUAUUUUUAUUAGUUUUAAGAUUGUAACUCUUAGACAAAUGUAUAUGUUUUUGAUUUUUUCCUUUUUGUAAAUAAAAAUUAAUUAUAAAACAUAUUAGGAAAUAAGUGGAAUAAUUAUCCUUUGUAAACACACACAUUUUGUACAGACAUAGAAAUGUAGCUGCAGACAGCAGUUCUCAUGAAUGACAACUGACUAAAAUGUUCGAACGUAUAUUGCCAAGUUCAUCUCUCAAACAACAUUUGUAUGUUGGAUAUGGUGAAAUGUUCCAUACUUGCACUUUUUGUUAUGUUGUAACAGUAAAAUGAAAUAUACAAGUAACAACCAACUCGGAGUAGGAAUAGUGCUCCACUACAUGUACAAGCAAUUCUAACCAUAAUUUAAACUUAAUAUGAUACUAGCUGUA
Messenger RNA from Schistocerca piceifrons (Central American locust), 6610 nucleotides. Its product is annotated as collagen alpha-1(XI) chain-like. Gene Ontology annotation, molecular function: extracellular matrix structural constituent. The transcript has 29 exons. Lineage: Eukaryota; Metazoa; Arthropoda; Insecta; Orthoptera; Acrididae. The record is from RefSeq and is a predicted model, not a curated record. Bases 6 to 4988 code for a protein of 1660 amino acids.